Messenger RNA from Dromaius novaehollandiae (emu), 4322 nucleotides. RefSeq names its product casein kinase I. Gene Ontology annotation, molecular function: ATP binding; protein serine/threonine kinase activity. The record is from RefSeq and is a predicted model, not a curated record. Bases 1847 to 2995 code for a protein of 382 amino acids. Lineage: Eukaryota; Metazoa; Chordata; Aves; Casuariiformes; Dromaiidae. The transcript is spliced from 12 exons. Gene Ontology annotation, cellular component: plasma membrane; cytoplasm; nucleus. Gene Ontology annotation, biological process: peptidyl-serine phosphorylation; signal transduction; endocytosis.
UCAUUUUAGUCUUUGGCUGAUGUGCAGUUGUCAAGUUGUUUGACUUUUUGUGAACCUUUUCCUUCUGAAGGUUUAUCAGAACUGUUUUCUGCUGAGCAAGCAGCAUUCAUUUGAAGAUCUAUCUUGUAGGUGCAUAGGUCAAAAAUCAGAUUUUGUUUUCCCUAGCAAAAUUCUUUCCUGUCUGCUUUUAGUAAUACACAGAAGCCAUCUCACCCCCUUAAUGGGAAUAUCUCAUUACAUUGAGUGGUAAUAAAUUGAUAAUUUAGUGUCAAUUAAAGCAGAACUGUAUUACUAAAAGAACAAAAGCAAACAAAAUCCCUAAAAGCCAGGGUCUUCUUUUGGUAAACUCCACAAACAUGAAGAAUUUCAUGGACUUCAGAGCCUGAAAUAUUUUUCUUUUAGCAGGCAGAGUUACAAGCAAAGCAGAAUUACAAGCUUUAAUUAGAGAAUGUAUAUACCAUUGUAUACUGUGUAACUGAUAGAUUUUUAUGAUACCACUGCAGGCAAACUAUUAGGAAAAUUUUUGUGCGGUUUCACAACUGGAUAAAAUCUUUUGGUAACAUGCUUCAAAUUGGGUUUAAUAAAAUGUGAGAGUUGAUCACUAAAGGUGGAUAGUUUUUUUGGGGGGAGUGCAUUGAUAUGCUUGGACCCAUAUUUACAGUGUUUUUUAAAAGAAAAGUAGUCAUUAAUACUUGACACUGAAUUUCAUGUGUUUUCUAGAUCCUCUGUAAGUGGGAGUUUGUGGUGGGCCAGUUAGUCUUGCUUAAUAAUGUGGUCCUUUUGUUUUAGAAAGUUCUUGCUCAGGUCUCUGCAAAGAACUUAAAGUAUUCAGCUAGGAUGAAUGGCUCUGGAGCUUGGAAAGUGUAUAUUUUCAUUAAUUUUUACUCAAUUUUUGUGGAAACUGUUCAUAUGUCUGUUUUUGCUUGUGUUCCUCAAAUUCUGGUACCCUGCCAAAAUCAAAUGCACAAAUGGACUGUGACAAUGACUUUGGCAUUGGCAGUAGCAGCAAUUUAAAAUGCCCAAAUUAGAUGAACUGGGAGGGAGGAGUAGGUUUCUCAUGGUUGCACUUUGGCUUCUAUGGCCUUGGAUAUACCACUGCAGAAUAUAAUAUAGACUAAAGAUGGUGUGAGAAAGGAGGUAACCUUUCCCAGACUUUUCCUGGAAAUUGCCAUUUAGCAGUAGAUCUUCUUCUUUCAUGGAUAAAUAGUAUUAACAAUCUUACCUGUUACUAGUGACAGUUUUAGUAGCAGUGUGUGCAAGAAUAGUUAAUAUGCAAUUAUUGUUCAAAUUGCCACUAAUGCAUUGUAAGAUGUUAUAUCAUAAAGCCAAGCAUGACUUCAGAAGGAUGCUCUAGGAAGGUGGUGAAUGGUCUUAUGUUAAAGCACUAUUUACUUUAACAAAGUGAAAUACUUGGAAUGUAGGUUUAUGUUGCUGCUUUCUUUUGUGUGAGUGAAGUCUUCAGUGAUGAUGUGGCCUUUUUUCUGAGACCCAGCCCCAUUUGCAUGUAAGACAUAGAACUAAGAUUUUAUUAACUUAAAUUUUUCUAUUCCUGAUAUAAAUUAUAUAAGUUGCAAAAUUGUUUUGGUGUUUUCUCAGGUGUUAUACAUGUAGUUUGGAAUUGUGCUACUUAAUCUCUAUAGGCCAUUACUGUUCGGAAGGAUUUGGUAUUUUUUGUCACAAUCCUGGUGUAAAGCUGUUUUUGUUGCUAAAAAUGCAUCUAGGACAUGUACCAGAGGUGUGGACAGUCUUUUGAUUUGUUGAGCUGCAUACCAACACUUUCUUUUGAAGGCUGCAAGGUGUAUAUCAACCACAUGCUUUGGAGAGCAGAGAGGAGGAACAGGAGCCAAUGAAGUCAAGAGCACCACAGCUACAUUUGGAAUACAGAUUCUACAAGCAGCUAGGAUCUGGAGAUGGAAUACCUCAGGUCUACUAUUUUGGCCCAUGUGGCAAAUAUAAUGCCAUGGUGCUAGAACUACUGGGACCUAGCUUGGAAGAUUUAUUUGACUUGUGCGAUAGGACAUUUUCUCUUAAAACUGUUCUUAUGAUAGCCAUACAGUUGAUUUCUCGUAUGGAAUAUGUCCAUUCAAAGAACUUGAUUUACAGAGAUGUAAAACCUGAGAACUUCUUAAUAGGACGACCUGGAAACAAAACCCAGCAAAUUAUUCAUAUUAUAGAUUUUGGUUUGGCAAAGGAGUAUAUAGAUCCAGAAACAAAGAAGCACAUACCAUAUCGAGAACACAAGAGCCUUACAGGAACAGCUAGAUACAUGAGUAUAAAUACACAUUUAGGAAAAGAGCAAAGUAGAAGAGAUGAUUUGGAAGCUUUAGGUCAUAUGUUUAUGUAUUUUCUCAGAGGAAGCCUUCCAUGGCAAGGUUUAAAGGCUGAUACAUUAAAAGAACGUUAUCAGAAAAUUGGAGACACAAAACGAGCAACACCUAUAGAAGUAUUGUGUGAAAACUUCCCAGAGGAAAUGGCUACAUAUCUACGUUAUGUAAGAAGGCUAGAUUUUUUUGAAAAGCCGGACUAUGACUACUUACGAAAGCUGUUCACAGACUUACUUGAUCGGAAGGGCUAUAUGUUUGAUUAUGAAUAUGACUGGACUGGCAAACAGUUGCCUACUCCAGUGAGUUCAAUUCAUUCAGACCCUGCGCUAUCAUCAAACAGAGAAGCACAUCAGCACAGAGAUAAGAUACAACAAUCCAAAAAUCAGUCAACAGAUCAUAAGGCAGCUUGGGACUCCCAGCAAGCCAAUCCACAUCACUUGAGAGCUCACUUAGCAGCUGACAGACAUGGUGGCUCGGUACAGGUAGUAAGCUCAACAAAUGGAGAAUUGAACACAGAUGACCCAACUGCAGGCCGUUCAAAUGCACCCAUCACAGCUCCUGCAGAAGUAGAAGUCAUGGAUGAAACAAACUGCCAGAAAGUGUUGAACAUGUGUUAUGUAACUCUUAGAGCAGCUCUGGUCUGCCUCUGCCCACUGCUACUUUUUCAGUGACUGAGCAACAGGGUGCCCUUGGAUAUUUUGAGAAGGUAACUUCUAUCUCCCCUUGCUUUGGAUGUUGUUCUCACCCCAUUUAGAACCUUAUUCUUAGACCCUUAUUCUCCCUGGUUUUCAAAUUCUUUUCCCUUUUCCCGUAUUCCAAACAAACUCAGUAGGAUUCCUUUUGAAGUUUAACUACAGAUAAUGCUUAAUGAGCUUGAGGACUUGCUGAUGGCAUAUUGAUGCAGUGAAUUUGUAGUUUGUCAUUUCUGUUGUGCUCCAUAGCUUGAGGAAAAACUCUCAAGUAUUGGUCUUCACAGUGUUUAUAGUACUGCAAUAAGCAGUUCAUUAAGCAAGCUACAGAACUCCCUGAGGCAAGCUGUCCUGAGACAGGAAGCUUGCAUGUUCAUUUUUGAUUGCAAUUAAAGUACUGAGAAUAUUCCUGAAUGGGAGCUUUAAUUUUAUAGGUGAUAGUCAGGAGUUAGCAAUUGCUUAAAAUAAUACUAGGUUUACAUUGCAUGGAAAUGAAAAAGUUUUCUUUGUAUUUGUUGCUUCCUUGUCUUUAAUUUGCUUUCAAAAAUACUUCCUGGACUUCUGUAGUCCUCUGUAUUAUCUCUCUAACUUCUCCUGUGCCACCUCCCUGCCACUCCCACCUCCUUUUUUUUUUGCUUUUGAUGUUUUAUUGCUAUCUGAUUUUCUCCAUUAUUAAGCGAAAUUGACAAUAUUUGUCAAUUUCAGUUUUCUUCAUAUGUAGGGUGAAGCAGAAGAAUGUCAGUGUACUUUAUUAUACACUUAAAGCUGUGAUUCUCACUUUAAUAUCACAGCACUGAAUUAGAACAUUAAUUUUUAUUGCUGAUGAACAUUGUUUCCUAAAAUGUUUUUUUGGGGAAAAGGGCUUUUCAAAGUUUUAAGUGCCAAGAGGAAGUUCAGAUUGUUCCACUGUGUUAGCAACAGGUAAAGACUUAAGUAUGCUGUUCAGGUGAUGCAAACUUAAGAUAUGUUCAAGCUUAUACUUGGCAUAUUGACAGUUAUGUGAAAGAGUAAAUAGGAAUUAAAACUUGUCUUAUUCUUACAAAUGUAUUUUUAAGUCAGCCUGUAAUGCUCAUGCUUUUUAUACCAUCACACAAUACUCUAAGCUUUACCUAUUUUUAUUUUUUCUAUUGAUACAAUUUGUUUACCAAAAAAGGGUGAAAUGUGCCAAUUCUACUUGAGUUUUAGUUUCACUAAAAAGUCAAUCAUCUGCAAUAGGGCUUAAUAUAUUCCUUGUGGUGGUGGCUAUAACUUAUCUACAUACUUCAAGCGAAGCAGUGUUUCACACAGGUUUUUUUGUGGCUUCUCUUUU